GGAGGAAGAGAGAGGUCAGCAGAGGAGAUGCUGAUGGGAGGAAACUGACACACAGAGAGAAGCAGCAGCCUGCAGCUGUUACAGAGAAAGAAAAAGGGAGGUUGAGGGAGCUGAGGGUGACAGCGAGGAGGAUUACAGAGAAACUUUGUGCUCCGGACUUCUAACUUGGACUGAAUAAACAUCAUCACCUUCAUAAAUUAGACUUCAUCGUGCUAAAUGUCUAAGUUAGAUAUGAUAAAUGCUGCAGGGUUCUGGGCUAAAUGAAUUAUACGAGUUUUAAAACUCCAGGUCAAAGAUGUACAUUAGGAUUAUUUAUCAUUAGUAUUUUAAGGAGAAGUAUAAAAUACCAUACAAAGUGUAGAUAAAAAAUACAGCUUACUAACAAAAGACAAAAACAAAAAAAGCUAUAAAUGCAGCUACACAACAUGUGAAAGAAACUCAAAACGAUGCUAUAAUGUGGAAUACACUUUGACAAAUUCACAACUUGGGAUUUAACACACAGAUCAACUGAAAAGCAGAUAAAUGUGGAUUAAGUCAAGGUAAACAAGAAAUACAGUGAGAGUAAUAGUAUCACACAGGACUAAAAGAAAGAAAGAAUUGCACAGCACAGCCAUGAAGUGUUACCAAUGAGUUCCUUCCCAUGAAAUGCAGUCCGAUGACCUCUUUGUGCGUAAGUUUCGUCAACCCCCUACCCGAUCUUCCCCUCACAAAAAUACUUGCGAAACAAAACUUUCAUCAGUCACAGGAACCAAAAGACACAACGGAGGGGGGCGCUCUCUUUCUGAGUCAGAAUCAGAAAAGGGGUCCGGUAGCCCCUCUGCCUCACGCUUUAAAGAUCCCUUCCUACUGCUGGGGCUGGCUGGGAUCAGCCAGGGGCCUCAGGCCCUGGAUGCCAAAGAAAAACUCCCAGAUGGAGGCCCUUUUUUCCACCGACCUAAAAGUUUUGCUCACUAUGAUGUUCAAAGUAUCUUGUUCAACCCAUUUCUGAGGGGAGAGUAUGAAGCCAGACGUAAUGUGAAGAGUGGUGCAUCUGCAGCCUCUCAGAUUAAAACUUGUACCUCUUCUCCCAGGAGAUCUCUAUCCUCUCCUGAGGAACCAGCAGACAAUGGAGAUGGAAAAGACAAUGAACUGCUUCUUAGCUGUCCAUACUUUCGCAAUGAAGUGGGUGGAGAGAACAUGGAAGGUCAAAAAGACCAAAGCUGGGGCUUCUCCUCAGCAAUGGCUUUCAGUACUCCUCAUAUAUGUCCAGUGAGAGGACCAAAUGCAGCAGUAUCUGUGCUGGAGGAAGCCAGGGAGAGAAUGAGGGACAGUAGCUAUUUUGUGGAGUAUCAAGACCUGGGGGCAUUAUAUUACCGGAAGUAUUUUUAUGGCAAAGAACAUCAGAACUUUUUUGGGGUUGAUGAACGCUUGGGUGCCAUAGCCAUAAGCUUACGAAGGGAUGAAAGAGAAGGGUCCCAAAGUAUACAGUACAAUUACAGAAUUAUUUUUCGUACCACUGAGCUAAAGACCCUUCGGGGCUCCAUCCUGGAAGAAGCCUUUCCCUCAGCAAUACGUCACAACUCCUCCAGAGCCAUAUCUCCUAAAAAACUCUUAGAAUAUAUUGUUCCAGAGGUUAACCUUCAGUGCUUGCGCUUAGCAUCCAGCUCUCCUAAAGUUCCAGAAACUCUCCUCAAACUGGAUGAGCAAGGGCUCAGCUUUCAAAGAAAGAUUGGCAUUUUAUACUGUCGAGCUGAACAGGGCUCCGAGGAGGAGAUGUACAACAACGAAACAGCUGGGCAAGCUUUUCAAAAUUUUCUGAAUCUCCUUGGAGAAGAAGUUCGACUGAAAGGGUUUGAGAAAUAUCGAGCACAGCUGGACAACAAAACUGACAGCACAGGAACACAUUCCCUUUACACACGUUACCAAGACUAUGAAAUCAUGUUCCACGUAUCAACAAUGCUUCCAUAUACAGCCAGCAACAGUCAGCAGCUGCUCCGGAAAAGGCAUAUUGGCAAUGACAUUGUAACUAUAAUUUUUCAAGAGCCGGGAGCCCUACCAUUUACACCCAAAACCAUACGCUCGCAUUUUCAACAUAUCUUUCUUGUGGUGAGAGUCCACAAUCCAUGUACCGCUCACACCACCUAUAGUGUAGCUGUAAGUCGUUCAGCUGACACACCAUUCUUUGGCCCAGCAUUACCUCCUGCCAACUUCAGUAAUUCUCCUGAGCUCAGAGACUUUCUGCUUUCCAAAGCUGUAAAUGGUGAGAAUGCAGCUGAACGUGGUGGAAAGUUUUUAGCCAUGGCUACCCGGACAAGAGAAGAGUACUUGAAAGACCUUGCUCGUGACCAUGUAACUACCGCUACUCUGGACUCUUGCUCAUCUAAGUUAGCCAUUUUGGGUCUGUCUAAGAAACGUGACCGAGCAGGCAGCACUGGCACUGGAGACAAGGCUGGAAAAAGUCCUCGUUGGGCCUACACAGUACCUCCUGAAUUUCACAGCCCUGGUGCACUAGUAUGGCCAGUAAGAGCCAAAAGCUACUCAGUCCCUGAUGGUACCUACUUGCUGGGCAUCUCUUCUGAGAUGCUGGUAUUGAUAGAUAUACAAAAAGAGAGAGAAAUUGCCAUAAGCUUUCACUGCUCAUGCAGAGAUGUUUUAGGAUGGACAUAUUCAUCAAAAGGGGGGCUGGACCUUUACUAUGGAGGAGCUGGUAGACUUGAACUCUGUCCAGUGGCGGGUAGUGAUGCAGAAGUUGAAGAAGAGGUGAAUCAUAUUGUGAAGAGACUUCAGGUUGUAUCUGGUGGUUGUGAAACUCGGGAAAUACCUCUUUUGAGAAAUGGUCUGGGUCAGCUUGGGUUUAAGGCAGAUUCUGAAGGAUUUGUGACAGAGGUAGAAAGAUUCAGCAUGGCUGAAACUGUUGGACUUUGUCCUGGAGCUCGAUUAGUGGCAAUCUGUGGCCAACCCUUCUGCUUGCUGAGCCCAAAUGAUGUUCGUUCUCUUUAUCUAAGUGGCAAGAAGGUUACAGUGACCACUUUACCUCCAGAUGAAGCAGGAAAGCCACGCAGGAGUUUCUCGGAGCUGUAUGUGAGGUCUCUGCAGGGUCAAAGAGUUCUUAAGCCAAUAGUAGUGGAUGACAAGGAAAAAUGUUUAGAGAAAGCUAAACCUUCUUCAGAGGCCCGAACCCUCCUUCGUACUUUGUCUGUACAGGAAGAGAGAACUGAGUUCAGGUAUAAUAAAUCUGAUCUUGCUCCACCUGAUGUCAUACCUCAACCUGACCCUGUUGCAGAUGAAAAGAUUGUGGAUGCCUCCUCCCUUGCAUCGAAUAAUGAUGUAUUUGAACCAAGCACCCUCAGUGAAGAAGAAAGUCUCCCAGAAGCUCCAUCUUUUCAAGAACCCCCCAAAGAAGCCCUCUCACCAGCUCCUCCGUCUAUUGAAGAUGAAUGGCAGAGUAUAUCGGAUCUCACCUUGGCCUGUAACAGUAUACUAGAAGCCAUGUCUAAAGAAGGACAGGAGCUGGAGGUAUCUAAAGAGCUGAGGGCACAAAUGCCUUCCUCACCUCCAUCAGGGAAUCUUUCUUACAAAGUCACAGAGCUGGAGUUACAGCUGAAAAGACUGCAGGCGGAACUGAAGAGGGAGCAGGAAGGUCGGGCCCAGCUUCAAGCAGAAGUGCAAAGUCUGAAGAGGACUCAGGAGGAAGCUUUCACUGGAACCUUGCCCCAUGGGGGUGGAGCAAAAAUACUCAGGGGUGGUGCCACCAACUGUGAAGAACUAGCCAAUGACUGUACAGAAAGAGCCAAUGACUGAGUGCAUUUGGGGGCUAGGACUGGUACAGAAGGAUAAGGGGAUGUUAUGUUAUUAAAAAGGAUCCGUAACAUUUAUUUUUUGGCUGCCAAAACAAAUGAUACACUCAAAGGAUAAAACUGUCAGAAGAAAAAAACUUCAUCCUAGAAGAACCUAUUAAUUAAAGGGAUAAUCAGAAAAUAUGGGACUAAUGAGUGACAAACACAAACAAACCUUUGAGUAGAUGGCAUGGACGCUUGUUGUACGUGAAGCAAAUCAUUUACAAGAUGUGAAAAGGAAUCAGAAAGUGAAGCAAGAUUUUAGGUAGUGAGGAAGGAACUGGUUUAAUGAUCAGGGUAGUCAAGGACUGAGGGGAACAAAUCAUUUUAUAGUGUGGGCAGUGAUUACCUUGCUCACGCUUAUUUCAGGGAGGGUUUUUUUUUAAACUGUGAAAGGGGUUAACAAGAUGAUUUGCAGGGGUAUUUUGCAGAAGGUUGCUCUGCAAGCAAAGUAUAAACAGAAUGAUGCUCUGCGGGGGAGUUAUGGUCAGAGCUAUACUCUGCAAAGGUUGUGUAAAUGCAGCUAAUUUGGUAGAAGGAUGUUCUGCAUUGAAUCACUUUGUAAAUAUAAAUGUCUUCCGCCAAUUUUAAACUUUCCAGCCACCGUGAAUGUAUUCCUGGGACAAAAAAAAGGGUAAUAUGUAUCUGUAUGAAGAAAAACCGUGUAAAUCAACAACUGCAAUCAAUAAUGACUGCAGCUUGGAAUUAAAUAUCGUAAUAUUAAAACUGUAUAAAAUUUGACUAAA
This is a messenger RNA of Xenopus tropicalis (tropical clawed frog), 4561 nucleotides long. RefSeq names its product signal-induced proliferation-associated 1 (gene sipa1). Lineage: Eukaryota; Metazoa; Chordata; Amphibia; Anura; Pipidae. The transcript has 15 exons. Gene Ontology annotation, biological process: regulation of small GTPase mediated signal transduction. Gene Ontology annotation, molecular function: GTPase activator activity. Bases 646 to 3780 code for a protein of 1044 amino acids. The record is from RefSeq and is a predicted model, not a curated record.